Anopheles gambiae (African malaria mosquito) is the source of this 2839-nucleotide messenger RNA. RefSeq lists its product as uncharacterized. Lineage: Eukaryota; Metazoa; Arthropoda; Insecta; Diptera; Culicidae. Gene Ontology annotation, cellular component: nucleus; transcription regulator complex. The record is from RefSeq and is a predicted model, not a curated record. The coding region runs from base 937 to 1791 and encodes 284 amino acids. Gene Ontology annotation, biological process: regulation of transcription by RNA polymerase II. The transcript has 4 exons.
AAGAGAGAGUAGGCUGAUUAAAGUAACCGAGGAGCAAAAAUCUAUCAUCCGGACAUAAGGAGGCGCAAAUUUCAUUGACCCAUUUUAGCAAUUCAUUUAUUUUCGUCUCGUCUGUGCUGUGAUUUGGUGGAAGAUAGACUACAGCAAUAUACAAACGAUGGUUGCUUAGCUGAAUGCAGAUGCAUGUUACCUCGAGUGUCUGGGACAGCAAAUGAUUCGCGUACGACGAGAGGGAAACACUGCAUGCAAUUAGAACACCACCCUCGCGAGAGUGAGAGCUAUUGGUGGUAUCUCGGUCACAACGGUAAAUACGAUACUCAUCACCAAACAAGAGAGCGGUGGGAAUAGAGGGAUCAAGCCAGGUUUCGGUAAGCACCAAUACAUCGUAUUCAGUCUCCAUUACCGAUAAGCGGAACUCAUCGGCUUUAGAGCGUAGACCACGCACAUUUUGAUAAAACACGGUUAUACGCGUCGCUUGAUCGCUGGGUGCUUGAUGUAAUGAAGUUUUAGUAGCUGGUAUGUUGGAAAUGACGGAGCUUAUCGUAGAUGGUGAGUAUAUGAUGAGUGUUUGUGUUGUCGAAGGGAUUGCUCGGACCGUGUGAGUACCAUAUGACUGCGCUGCUGUGGUGCGGUUAUUUCGGAAAAAAUGGUGUUGAAAUCGUACCCAUAAGGCCUUGCUACAUGAACCGAAAUUUCAAAAAGUUUUCGGCCAAAAGGGGGGGGCCAGGCGAAAACUUUACGUCAAAAAAAUUUGAGCUCCGAGAGCUGAAAUCUCAUUCGAAAUCUUUUUGACAGCAACCCGAAAACUCAAAAUGACAGCAUUGUAGGUGUCAACAGGAAAGGGAAGAGCAUUAUCACAACAAAACAAAAUUAAACAAGCAUAAAGCCGGCAUUGUGAAAAUUAUUUUAGCAGAACCAAACAAAACAUUUAAAAAAAUGAAUGUAAAUCAGAACGGAUCAGGACCGGGAACGGCGUCAAGACAGCGAUCGAAAUCGGUACAGCAAUCGGGACCUGGACCAGCAACGAUAUCAGUAAUGGCACCGAUAUCAGGACGGGUACCGGUAUCAGUACUGGCACCGGUAUCAGUACGGGCACUGGCAUCAGGACUGGCACCGGUAUCAGGACGGGCUUCGGGAAUAGGGCUGGCAUCGGGAUCAGGCCUGGCAUCGGAAGCAGGACUGGCACCGGUAUCAAGACUGGCACCGAUUUCAGGACGGGCAUCGGCAUCAGGACGGGCACCGGUAUCAGGACGCGCUUCGGGAUCAGGCCUGGCAUCGGGAUCAGGACUGGCUUCGGGAGCAGGCCUGGCAUCGGGAUCAGGACUGGCUUCGGGAGCAGGACUGGCUUCGGGAUCAGGACGGGAACCGCGUAAAUAUAUGCGAGAGGACGUGGAGCUCUGCUUGCGGAUGGCUAAUGCGGUAAAAAAACAGAACAUCAUCUACAAUAAAAAAUCUCCGCAUUAUAAAAACCGAGACCGUCAAAAUGAUGCAUGGAUGUGUGUCGCAGAAGAGGUCGGGUUGACCAUGGCAGAGGCCAAAAAAAUGUGGCACAACAUGCUGGCCAAAUAUCGGUCAUACCGAUCCAAAGUGCGCCAGAGCAUGCAGACCGGGUCAGCCUACGCCGAAGUUUAUCGCCCGCGAUGGCCAGCCUGGAAGGCUUUGUCGUUUAUGAACGAUGCGUCGGAGGACGCUGAACAUGCAGACACGGUAAGAAUAAUCUGUUUUUUUUUUGUUUCUGUUAAUCGAUCUACCGCACACUUUGUUAUUAAAUGUAUUAGUUGCACACUUUAAGAUAUGAAAUGUAUUAGCUCUUUCUUUUUUUGAAAAGUGGUUUUAUUAUGUUACUUUAUCGAUAAUAAUGUAAAAAAACAUUUAGCCAUUGGCUAAAUAUUGUAAAUAAUAAAUUAUUUUCCUAACUACCACGUUUUGCGCAAAUAAUGCGCAAAACCGUCACUGCCUUGAAAUUCUAUAGUUUCAUAUUUCGAAAUCGAAGGAAAUUAGUCGGUAGCUUGAUACCAUUUUCAUUAAACAGUACCAAACCGGCAUAGUUUUUGCUGUGGUGCAAUGAUGAGCUAUAAUUUGGUCGUGUGAAACAAUUGGCGAAUGACCCUGCUUAUGGUUUCAAGGUGACCAUACAAAAUAAUAACUAUAAUGCAAACAGGGAUUCAAUAAGUUCAUCCAUUGAUUUAAUAACUAUGUGAUACAGGAUAAAAUGUUCACAAAAUUAUUUACCGUUGAAAUUAUCCCUAGAAUUACAUACUUUUAACGUGCUACUGUACCAACGCGUACCAUUUCUGUUACUUCAAUAACUUUUGCCCUAUGUGUUAUAUUAAAAAAGUUAGCAUUUUGCAUGCGUUGCAAAAUCAACUAAGUUUGUUACAAUUCAUGCGUGGUUAUAUGCAUUGUUGUUGUUCUUAUAUGAUAUAUCUUUGAAAGCUCUAUGUUUUUUCGUGUUAUCUUGUUACAUGAUAUCACUUCAAAAAGUUUUCGGAAGCAGCGUUGUCACAAAUGGUAUAUUUAUAACAUACUAAUACCUUUUUACGUGCAACUUGCCCACUUUGGCCAAGACCAUGGUUUGCUGCAGAAAAGCCCGGCAUCAUAUCGAGAUUUGUACCAGCAUUCCAACUCUACAAAUUUUGUUUUUAUUAAAUACUUUAUUUUCACCUCCGAACCCUAAGUUUACCAGAGUAAAGCCUCUCAAUAUUAUAUUAUCAAUAUAUUACAUCAAAAUUAAAAUAUUAUAUAUGUUUUUACUAGUUAAGGAAUAUAAUUAUUUGUCUUCAUUGAUCAGUAAAUCAACUGUUGCCAAUAAACCGUUUAUAAUCGAUUAAUGUAGUUA